Messenger RNA from Penaeus monodon (black tiger shrimp), 7324 nucleotides. RefSeq names its product voltage-dependent calcium channel type A subunit alpha-1-like (gene cac). Lineage: Eukaryota; Metazoa; Arthropoda; Malacostraca; Decapoda; Penaeidae. Gene Ontology annotation, biological process: chemical synaptic transmission; calcium ion import across plasma membrane. Gene Ontology annotation, molecular function: calcium ion binding; high voltage-gated calcium channel activity. The record is from RefSeq and is a predicted model, not a curated record. Gene Ontology annotation, cellular component: voltage-gated calcium channel complex; membrane.
GUGAGGGGCUGGGACGGCUUAGUCGCCCAGCCACCUACGGCGCCAUGGGUGGCAAGAAAGGCCCGCCCCCGCAGCCGGGGGUUAAAGGGCCCUCCUCCCUCUUCAUCCUCUCCGACGACAACAUCCUCAGGAAGUACACCAAGUUCAUGAUAGAAUGGCCUCCGUUCGAGUACGCAGUGCUGCUGACCAUCAUCGCCAACUGCGUGGUGCUGGCCAUGGAGGAGCACCUUCCCGACGGCGACAAGACGCCUCUGGCGCAAGACUUGGAGAAGACGGAACCUUACUUCCUCUUCAUCUUCUGCGUAGAGGCGUCACUCAAGAUCAUCGCCCUCGGCUUCGUCCUCCACCCAAAAUCUUACCUGAGGAACAUAUGGAACAUGAUGGACUUCGUGGUUGUGGUGACGGGGUUCAUCACGUUAUUUGGGCAGGACGCCAUAGAAGUAGACUUAAGAACACUGAGAGCUAUCCGGGUUCUAAGGCCAUUAAAACUAGUAUCAGGCAUACCGAGCCUGCAGGUCGUCCUCAAGUCCAUCAUCAAGGCGAUGGCUCCGUUGCUGCAGAUUGGGUUGCUCGUCCUGUUCGCCAUUGUUAUAUUCGCCAUCAUAGGCCUUGAAUUCUACUCGGGUGCUCUCCAUAAAACCUGCUACAGUUUAGAAGACUUAGGUCAAAUAGUGACAGAAGGAGAGAUGCCAACGCCAUGUAACACAGACAAUGUAUCCUUUGCUCCAUCGGGUUCCUUUGUGUGUAAUUACAACAUCUCCACCUGUUUGGAGCUCUGGGAUGGUCCCAAUUAUGGCAUCACGUCCUUUGACAACAUCGGCUUUGCCAUGUUGACGGUGUUCCAGUGCAUCACGCAAGAAGGCUGGACGUCCAUACUGUACUGGACAAAUGAUGCGCUUGGUAGCAAUUUCAACUUUCUCUACUUUGUGCCCCUUAUCGUAUUGGGGUCCUUUUUCAUGCUCAACCUAGUCCUUGGUGUGUUGUCUGGAGAAUUUUCCAAUGAAAGAAAGCGCGUUGAGCGGAGAGAGCAUUACAGAAAAGUCAGGAUGAGAAGGAAUUUCACUGAGGCUUUUACGGGUUAUUUUGACUGGAUCUGUAAAGCAGAGGAAGUAAUAUUAGCAGAGGAACGUACUACAGACGAAGAAAAAGCUCAUAUAAUGGAAGCCCGGAGGAGAGCGGCGGCCAAGAAGAAAAAGUUACGACAUCUCGGGAAAAGCAAAAGCACCGAUACGUUUGUCGAGAGCUUCCUACUUAAAAAACAAAGUGAAGAAACAAGGUGCCUGUCAGAAUUUUUGGAAAGCAGAAAAAAGAUUAAGAUUUGGCAUCAGGCGAACCGUAAAACAACAGUGGUUCUACUGGUUCGUUAUCAUCCUGGUGUUCCUCAACACAGCUUGCGUGGCUGCCGAACAUUACGGCCAACCCGACUGGCUCACUAAAUUUUUGUACUAUGCAGAAUUUAUAUUUCUAGGUCUAUUCAUAACUGAAAUGUUUGUAAAAAUGUACGCCCUGGGGGCAAGAAUAUACUUCGAGUCCUCGUUCAAUCGGUUCGACUGCGUCGUCAUCAGCGGGUCCAUCUUCGAGGUCGUUUGGUCCUCCUUCAAAUCCGGGUCCUUUGGUCUGUCGGUGCUUCGAGCUCUGCGUCUCCUGAGGAUAUUCAAAGUUACAAAGUACUGGGCCUCCCUCCGUAACCUGGUGAUCUCGCUGCUGAGUUCGAUGAGGUCUAUCAUCUCUCUGUUGUUCCUGCUCUUCUUGUUCAUCCUCAUCUUCGCCCUCCUUGGUAUGCAGCUCUUCGGAGGCUCCUUCAACUUUCCUGAAGGAACUCCGCUCGCUAACUUCAACACUUUCGCCAUCGCUCUCCUAACAGUGUUUCAGAUUCUCACGGGUGAGGACUGGAACGAGGUCAUGUACAAUGGUAUCGCCUCACAGGGUGGUAUUAAGUCCGGCAUGAUCUACAGCCUUUAUUUCAUCAUCUUGGUGAUCUUCGGUAACUACACUCUCCUAAAUGUGUUCUUGGCUAUCGCCGUCGAUAACUUGGCAAACGCGCAGGAACUCACGGCGGCUAAGCAGCAAGCCGAGCUGGAGAAGGAGCUGGAGGCGCUGCAGAACAACGCAGAAGGGCCGCCCAAGGUGGAGAUCUGCCCUCCCUCUCCCGGCGGGGAAAACAAGAUGAACAGUAAGCGUGAUGGCGGAAAAGACGAUAAGGAAGCGGAGAGCGAGAACCAGGAGGAAGAUAUGGGAGGACCUAAGCCUAUGUUACCCUACUCCUCCAUGUUCAUUCUCUCACCCACCAACCCAAUUCGGAGAGCGGCGCAUUGGGUAGUGAACCUCCGCUACUUCGAUGUGUUUAUCAUGAUCGUCAUCACACUGUCUAGCAUCGCUCUCGCCUCAGAAGACCCCGUCAGAGAGGACUCUGAGUGGAACGCUAUCCUCAACUACUUUGAUUAUGCCUUUACCGGAGUUUUUGCCAUAGAGAUGAUUCUGAAAGUCAUAGACUUAGGGGUGAUAUUCCAUCCUGGCUCCUAUCUCAGGGAUAUUUGGAACAUAAUGGACUCCGUGGUUGUCAUAUGUGCGGCCGUAUCCUUUUGUUUUGAUAUGAUACCCUCCCUGCAACUGAAGGGAAGCAGCACAGGCCAGAACCUGAGCACCAUCAAGUCACUACGAGUGCUGCGUGUGCUGAGGCCCCUCAAGACCAUCAAGCGGGUACCCAAGCUGAAGGCGGUGUUCGACUGCGUCGUCAACUCCCUCAAGAAUGUGUUCAAUAUUCUCAUAGUGUACAUACUGUUCCAAUUCAUCUUCGCUGUUAUUGCUGUACAACUGUUCAAUGGAAAGUUUUUCUACUGCACCGACGAGAGUGUACAUACAAGAGAUGAAUGUCAGGGAGAAUACUUCGUCUUCGAAGGGUACGACCGGCCGCCUGAGGUUAGGCCGAGAAAGUGGAACCAACAGAGCUUCCAUUACGAUAACGUGAUGGCCGCCAUGUUGACCCUCUUCGCCGUCCAGACAGGCGAGGGUUGGCCUCAAGUCCUCCAGAACUCCAUGGCGGCGACGUACGAGGACCAUGGACCACAGCCUCAGGUCGCCGUCGAAAUGUCCAUCUUCUAUAUUGUGUACUUUAUUGUGUUCCCUUUUUUCUUCGUGAACAUCUUCGUUGCUUUGAUCAUCAUCACGUUCCAAGAGCAAGGAGAGGCUGAGCUUCAAGACGGAGAGCUCGACAAGAACCAGAAAUCGUGCAUAGACUUUGCAAUUCAGGCCAAGCCCCUUGAGCGGUACAUGCCAAAGGACCGCUCCAGUGUAAAGUACAAGAUAUGGAGAGUCGUCGUCUCAACCCCAUUUGAAUAUUUUAUCAUGUUAUUAAUCGUGUUCAAUACACUUCUCCUCAUGAUGAAGUUUCAUAAUCAGUCCAAAUUGUACAAAGAAACUCUGCACAACAUGAACACAAUCUUCACCUCGUUCUUUACCAUUGAAUGUUUACUCAAGAUUGCGGCAUUCGGAGUCAGGAAUUUUUUCAAGGAUCCCUGGCACACCUUCGACUUCAUCACCGUCAUCGGAUCCAUCAUCGACGCUCUCGUGGUGGAAUUCGGGCGAAUCUAUGGCGAAGGGACAGAAAACUUCAUCAAUGUUGGGUUUCUGAGACUGUUUCGAGCUGCCCGUCUUAUAAAGCUUCUUCGGCAAGGCUAUACCAUUCGUAUUCUACUAUGGACAUUCGUACAGUCCUUCAAAGCGCUGCCAUAUGUUUGUCUCCUCAUAGCAAUGUUAUUCUUCAUCUAUGCUAUUAUCGGCAUGCAGGUUUUUGGCAACAUGAAAUUUGACCCCGACACUGACCUAAAUCGACAUAACAACUUUCAGUCUUUCUUCGCCGCUCUCUUGCUCUUGUUUCGAUGUGCCACGGGAGAAGCGUGGCAGAGCAUCAUGUUGUCUUGCAUCAAGGGACGCCCGUGUGACCCUGACGCCCUGAAGAACAACUCCAUGAAGACGUGUGGAUCGAAUGUCGCUUACAUGUACUUCGUGACUUUCAUCUUCCUCUGCUCCUUCUUGAUGUUAAACUUGUUCGUGGCUGUCAUUAUGGACAACUUCGACUACCUGACGAGAGACUCCUCCAUCCUGGGCGCCCAUCACCUCGACGAAUACAUCAGAAUAUGGGCGGAAUACGAUCCGAACGCCACAGGGAGAAUACACUACACAGAGAUGUACGACAUGUUAAGAAACAUGGACCCCCCGUUAGGCUUCGGCAACAAAUGUCCGUAUCGGUUGGCUUACAAGAAACUCAUACGGAUGAACAUGCCGCUGGACGAUGAGGGGAAGGUCCACUUCACCACCACGCUCUUUGCGCUCAUCCGCGAGAAUCUGUGUAUCAAGAUGAGGCCCGCGGAGGAGAUGGACCAGGCUGACAUGGAGCUGAGGGCCACCAUCAAGAAACUGUGGCCACUCCAAGCCAAAAAGAAUCUUGACUUCAUAGUGCCUCCAGAUGAUGAACUUAAAUACGAGAAACUGACAGUGGGAAAAAUCUACGGGGCUCUACUCAUCCUGGAAAACUGGCGGACGACACGUUUCGGCCAAAUCCAACCCACGGGAGGCCUGAAGCCCAGUUUGUUUGCGCGGCUGAUGGGCAUAGCAGCGCCCGCCGCACCGCCCAAGACCAACGAGUCGCGCAUCAGCCUCUCCCGCUCCAUCGACGAGCAACACGAGCCCAUCGACUCCCAGGGGCAGCCGAGUCGCCAGGGCAGCCUCUCGCAGUCCAACGUGGGGCUGGAGCUGGCCGAGGUAGUGCAAGCGGCGUCCCGACGGGGCUCCCUGGCCUCGGACGACGGCGGGAGACACCUCCGGCCGGACGAGUACCACGGCUAAGAUCUCCGACGCCCAACAGGAGGAGCCCAUCGCCGCGUCGGCCCGGCCAGCCACAUGACGUCGGCUUCAGCGACGCCGUCAGCGACUUGGUGGACCUCGUCAAGCACGACCACGGGCACAAGCGAGGUAGGCUCCGAGGCAAAAUGCACGACGACUUCGGCAUGAUGUCUCCGGUGCGGGGUCGAAGUCCCAGCCGCCGCCGCGAGCCGUUCCCGGCCCGGCCCUGGGGCGUGAGGGACAUCCGCUCGGAGUCGAACAGUCCGGACCGCCACUACAUCCCCACGCGGCUGGACGCCCGCUCGCGCAGCCCCUCGCCGCACUCAGGGCUCGCCGGGACAGCAGCGCGCCGCGGCCGGACGCUGGAGUACUACGGCACGGCCUCGCUGGACCGGCGCUCGCGCAGCCCCUCGCCACACCGGCGAGCGGGCUCCAGCUACCCGACCAUACCGCAACGGCGGGGCGGCGGUCGUCGGUUGCCUGCCACACCCAACAAACCCUCUACUCUCCACCUGGGCCCCCAGCCCCAGGGCGCGGGCCACGCGGGACCCAGCCACCACACUCUCCCAGGGGCUAAAUCCCCCACUAGAUCUCAACCCAUUAAUUUCCCCAAGCUGAACGCCUCGCCUACGCAUGUGCCCAAGUUAGAAAUGCCUCCGGUGUUCCGCGAGCGAAGGACUCCACCAGUGACAGAGGGGAGCGCUCGCCCCCGAGGGCCCCCGCAAGGGAUCAUUCCCCAAGGGGCACUCAGGCGGCCGCCCAUGGCGCCCAUUAGAGACCAAUAUCCGUAUGAGCGGCGGCCAGAAGAGCCACUUAGUUUCGAACAGGCGGCUGCCUACGCGCGAGGCCCCCGGCGUCAGCUGCCCUCACCAGCAGUGCCUAACGGGUACAAGCCAGGGCGGGACCGUGCAGUGACGCGGCUACCCGCCCCUGGGGUUGGGGGGGGAGGGGCGGGGCCUCAGCGGAAGGGGGCCCAGGGGGAGCGACAUAGUGACAGUGAUGAGGACGACUGGUGCUAGUGGAUCCCACAGGGCGGCGUAGGCCCCCACCCCCCUAGGGCGGUGGUGGGGGCGGCACUGCCCUGACUAGCAGUGCCUGGGGGUAGAGUGCAGCACUGGACCUGGGCAGGGGAGUAAAAUAGGGCCACAAGACUAGUGUGGCUUUUCUUCAUGUUUGUUUUGUACCAUAUCCCCUACAAGUGCUUUAUUUAAAACAUACAACAAAUGUUCUAUCAAAUCUGUGAUAUUUUAAUGUCACCACUACUGUAGCUCUCUUGUGUGAGGGUUGUAUGAAUAUCAAAAAAAAAAACGAGCAGAAUGAGAUAUGUCAUUCCAUUUUAUCUGUCGGUUUAGUCAUUGUUCGUUAGGUGUAGUAUGAGUACCACUUUGUUACCUUUUUCUUCUGGUUUUUGACGACUAGGCAGUUAGUCAGUAGUGUUUACGAUUUGCUACGGAGACAGAGGUUCUCCAGGUCAAUCUCACGCGACAAGAACAACCAUUUGCCUGCCAAAGCUCGAGUGUUUGUGCUGCCGAGCAGCCUCAGUGCGUGGGUGGACGGCGAUGCUGGAGUCUCUUGCUGCUGUCCUUUCACAUUCCUCCUCGCCUUGCAGGUUUUGUUGUACUCGUUAGUCUUAAAUUGUGUGGACGGCGGUACCUUUUGUAUCUCUUGUCCACAACCAAAGUGUGUGUCCAUCAGUGUGGAGUGGGGACAGCAAGGCCCCUCCCCUCUCUCCUGCUCCAUUUUGCACCAAAGUAAUCAUUAAAAAUGGAUUCAAUAUUACAUCACGAUUAGCGGACAUAAAAUAUAUGUGGUAACACAAAAAUUGGAAUUGUAUGUUAAGAAAUUAUCGGUGAUUUAUCAUUGAGAAAAAUAUAUAGUGGUCACUCUUUGUCAAACUGAAAAAAAAAUAACAGAGAAAAACAGCAUUGGCUUUAACAGUGUACGAGUCCUGUGUUAAACCUAGCGUGGUGAUGCGUCCACUCUUUCUUGUAUAUUACUCUUGAUGCCCCUUUGAAGAAAUGUUGGGAAGACAGUGACCCAAGAAACGCCUCCAGUUAAAGUAAAUUCCUAAAAGCUUAGGAUGUUUAAUGACUGUGAAUAUUAGGGACUUUGGUUUUACACUAACGAGAAGAGCUUGGUUUACUGGGGAAUGUUAUUAUUUAGGGGAUCCUUGUGGUCUUUGGAUUUAACGUUUUGACCUUUUGUAUUAAAAGUCCUGCCUUAUAUGGAUUGGCCCUCACCUUGGGGGAGUGUUCAGCUUGGCACUCUAGGCGCAGCUGUGGGGGUUUUUGGGCACCCAUGGAGGCACGAAGCACCUGAGGGUGGGAUUUUGGGACACCCAGAGAGCUUAUGAAAAGAACCCAGGGACAUUAGGGACACCCAGGACUCUAAGGGCAUCUAGGGAUAUAGGGGAACCCAGAUAUUUUAAAGAGCACCUUUGUGUUUUUUGCUUUUUUGAGAAAAAAAUAAUGUAUCUACAGAA